Messenger RNA from Dichomitus squalens LYAD-421 SS1, 1677 nucleotides. Its product is annotated as amino acid transporter. The coding region runs from base 1 to 1677 and encodes 558 amino acids. Lineage: Eukaryota; Fungi; Basidiomycota; Agaricomycetes; Polyporales; Polyporaceae. The record is from RefSeq and is a predicted model, not a curated record. Gene Ontology annotation, molecular function: amino acid transmembrane transporter activity. Gene Ontology annotation, cellular component: membrane. The transcript is spliced from 18 exons. Gene Ontology annotation, biological process: amino acid transmembrane transport.
AUGAUUUCUAUUGGGGGCGUCAUCGGAACUGGACUCUUCGUAGGAUCCGCUGAUGCAAUACGGAACGGAGGUCCUGUCGGGGCUAUUCUCGGAUAUUCCAUAGUCGGCACAGUCGUGUACUGCCUGUGCGUGUCCGUCGGGGAGAUGAUCGCUUUUCUGCCAAACGUCGGUGGUGUAGUCGGCCUAGCCGAUCUGUAUGUAGAUCCUGCACUCGGUUUCUCGCUGGGGUGGGCAGCAUGGUACAACUGGAGCGUCACUCUGCCCACAGAGAUUACUGCUGCUGCAGUUGUCAUUGGAUAUUGGAAAGAUGACAUUGCCAAAAGCAGGUACGAGAGGCUUGUCAUUGCAACAACGAUCAAUUGUUUCCCUUCUCGAGUCUAUGGCCAAAUGGAGUAUACGCUGUCUUGUCUGAAGGUCCUCACCAUUGUCUGCGUUAUCAUACUCGGGUUGCUCAUCGACCUCGGAGCAUCUAAACAGGGGGUCAUUGGGUUCAGAAAUUGGAAGGAACAGCCCUUCACAGACAAGUACCUGGGGAUUGGAGGUCCUAAAGGCCAGUUCCUAGGAUUCUGGGCGGUCAUCAUGCAGGCGUCCUUCUCAUUCUUCGGUUCCGAGGUGCCAGGAAUUGCUGCCGGAGAAGUCGUCGAUGCGACACGGAACGUCCCACGCGCUCUGCGCAAGGUUUGGAUCAGGAUCACGUUAUUCUACGUCGGCGGAGUGUUGGUCUCCGGUCUUUUAGUCCCAGCGAGCGACCCCAACCUCGGCCUCGGCGACGAAGGCGACAAGACAGGUCGAUCUUCUCCAUUCGUCAUCGCUUUCUCACGCGCGGGAUGGACUGUGCUCCCGGACAUGAUCAACGCAGCAAUCCUGCUCUCGGCCUGGUCUGCGGCUGCGUCGGACAUUUACAUCAGCAGCCGGUUCCUGUUCUUCCUGGCCCGCCGCGGACACGCACCCACCUUCCUCGCACACCUGUUCAGGUACCCUCGGGCACGAGCCGUGCCCCAAAGCGACAGGGGGUCGGAUGAUGACAGCGAUGAUAGCGAACAGGUCCUCCCCUCCUCUCAACCCACCUACGUCAUGCCGCUCGCGAGCGUGCUCGUCUCCGCGUCCGUCGGUCUCCUCACGUUCCUCAGCUAUGGGGCGGGCAGCGCGAACACCGUCUUCAACUGGCUGGUGAACGUCGCAAGCGUCGCAUCGCUGCAAUCGUGGGCGGGAAUGCUGUUCACGUACAUCAGGUGGCACCAAGGGACGGUGUUUCAUGAGAAGAAGUGGGAAAAGGACGAGUCGGAGGAAGGGAGGGAAGCCAUGGCGCAGAUUGCGAAGAUCAAAGAGAACAGGAACUGGGGACAGCCAUACCUGGCUUGGUACGCGCUCAUCCUGUGCAUGGUCGUGCUCUUUACGAAUGGAUGGGCGGUCUUCGUGCAUAACAACUGGAGGAUCGCGAACGCCCUGGGACAAAAGUCCCCAGACUCCAAUGCGGUGUCACAGUUCCUCUCCGCGUACAUCCCUCUGCCCUUCUUCUUGCUAUUGACGUAUGGUUACAAGCUGAUCAAGCAGACGGAGAUGAUACCGCUGGAGAAGAUGUCGUUCUACCGAGGCGACCUGCCCCCACACAACCCGGCGGACGAUGAACCACAAGGGCCGCUUGAGAGGUUACUCGCGUGGCUUUUGCUCAUCUAA